AUGCAGAGGCCUCUCCCUCGGGAAGACUACUCAUUAAGGGAGAUAUACCUUGGUGGUGAAGGCACCUAUGGCCUUGUCGAGGAAAUGGAGUAUUACUUUGUCCGUAUCAUGAAAGCCGAAAACCUCUCCCCAAAGGACGUCACUGGAAGCUGUAAUCCUUAUGUUGAGGUGAGGCUUGGCAGUUACAAGGGCACCACCUCUCAUUUUGAGCAGAAGACCGAUCUCGAAUGGAAUCAGGUCUUUGUCUUCCCACGCGACCAGAUCCAGGCAUCCACCAAUAUUGUGGUUGUGGUCAAGGACAAGUAUGCGGUGAACGAUGAGUUCAUAGGAAUGGUCGAAAUUAAUCUGGACCAAAUUUUAAGACAUGUCGGACCGGACGGUGAGCGGUGGUAUAGUUUGGAGGAUCAGAAGAGGAAUAAGGUCGGAGAGCUGAGUUUUACUGUUUGGAUCGCAACGCAGACGGAUAAGGCAUUUCUGGAGGCUAGGCACUUGGAUGCUCAAACUGUUUCCGGUGACCGCGUCGUGAACACAGGAUCGAAGGUAUACCCUUCUCCGAAGCUUUGGUAUGUCGAUGUUGUUGUUGAUCACGCCCAAGACUUGCAGAUCGAUCUAAAGGCUGGAUAUCCGGAGAUAUUUGUUAGAGGAAGAAUUGGAAACCAAGAUCUCAGAACCAGGAACGCUCAGUGGCGUGAUGGGAAUCCCUUCUGGUACGAGAGGUUGAUGUUUGUAGCAGCCGAACCGUUCGAGGAACACUUGGUUAUCAGCGUGGAACGGAGGCUUGGAGUCAACAAAGAUGAGUCGCUGGGGAAGACUGAUAUUAUUGUACAGAAUGUCGAAAGGAGUUCGGGAAUCAAGCCAGUGCCAGCGGUUGAGCAGUGGUAUUAUCUUCAUGUUGACGUGGAGGAGGGCGAUCGGAGGAAAAAGGAGGUGACACAUGCUAGUCGGAUUCUUCUGAGGAUAUGCUUGAAGGGUGGAGAUCAUGUUUUUGAUGAGGCGCCGCAAUAUAGCAGCGAUCUGAGGCCUUCUGCAGAAGAACUAUGGAGGGAAAGCAUUGGUACGCUGGAGCUGGGCAUUUUGGGUGCCCGGGAGUUGAAGAUUAUUGACGGGCGGCAAGCUACCAAUGCCUAUUGCGUCGCCAAGUAUGGGCACAAAUGGGUCCGUACAAGGACUGUGAUAAAUAAUUCUAAUCCAAGAUGGAACGAGCAAUACGCUUGGGAGGUGUAUGAUCCACACACCGUUUUUACGGUUGGGGUUUUUGAUGACUGUCGCUUACUGGAAGGAGGCGCGGUGGCCGGUCAGGAUGGCAGAAUUGGGAAGGUAAGAAUCCGACUUUCGACUCUGGAGACCGGUCGGGUCUACGCGCAUUCAUACCCCCUUAUAGUCUUAGAACCCUGGGGGUUGACGAAAAUGGGGGAACUUCGUCUGGCUGUCCGGUUCGCCUGUUCUUCUAUGCUUAGAAUGAUGCACAUGUAUACCCAGCCAGUGCCACCAGAGAUGCAUCAUGUGUAUCCGUUGUCUCGGAUGCAGCUGGAUAACUUGAGGCACGCUAUCCAGAUUAUAUCCACAACGCUGAGCCGCGCCGAGCCACCUUUAAAGAAAGAGGUGGUGGAGUAUAUGACGGAUGUGGCUUCAAACAAUUGGAGCAUUCGAAGGAGCAAAGCAACUUUCUUCAGGCUUAUGGCUGUCCUCGGUUGUUUCUUUGAGGCCCUCAGGUGGUUUGAUCAGAUCCGCAACUGGAAGAAUCCAUGGACGACGGUCGUCAUCCACUUGGUCUUCGUCAUACUGGUGUUGUAUCCGGAACUUAUACUUCCAGCGGUGUUCCUCUAUCUGUUCCUGGUUAGCGUCUGGAAUCGUCGUUUCUGGCCGAGACAUCCUCCGCACAUGAACGUCCGACUAUCUCAAGCGGAGAACCUCGACCCUGAUCAGCUGGAGGAGGAAUUCGAUACAAAUCCUACAAGUCAGUCCGCUGAUGAUGUCGUGAGAACGAGAUAUGAUCGACUAAGGGGUAUCAUGGGGAGGUUGGAUAUAGUUUUUGGCUACCUGGCGACGCAGGGCGAGAGGCUGCAGUCCCUGCGGAGCGGGCGAGAUCCGAGGGCAACAAAUUUAUUUACGGUCGUCUGUCUUCUUCUUGCCAUCGUUCUCUAUUUUAGGCCAAGAAUUGUGGCUCUCCUCACAGGGUUGUAUGUGAUGAGGCACCCGCGCUUCCGCCGGCCGAGGCGUCCCCGGAUGCUGUUUAAUUUCUUCUUGAGGUUGCCCAACAAAGCAGACAUGUUAUUUUGACACACGCUUAUGGACUUCUCGAUCGUCUGUUUGCUUAACAAGUAUAUUAUUCAUAUUUGACAGCGUGCU
Messenger RNA from Elaeis guineensis (African oil palm), 2349 nucleotides. Its product is annotated as FT-interacting protein 3-like. The record is from RefSeq and is a predicted model, not a curated record. Lineage: Eukaryota; Viridiplantae; Streptophyta; Magnoliopsida; Arecales; Arecaceae.